AUGCAGGAAGAUGGAACGCUGUUAGAGAAGGUGGUCCCGAAUACAAUAAGGUUUCUAGUGGUGGAAACCCACCAGACCUUUCAAGUAAACACCUUGACUUUAGAACACAAAGGACGUGUAAUUACCGGAGAGGAAAUUGUCAACGUGAAAGAAAACUCUGUCGUAACAGCAGAGUGUACGCCUUCGUCCGGUCGACCACCACCCGAUAUAGAAUGGUUUAGAUAUUCAAAUGGAAGCACACUGUCAGACAAAAUCUUAAUUGGAAAAGUUCGUGCAAGUAGUAUUGCAGUAUUACGGUACAACACAUCAAGAGACGAUAACGGUGUAAGCAUUGGCUGUGUUGCAAGUAACAGGAGAAAUUUCAAAGUAACAUCUAAAACGAUAAGCCUGAAUAUCUUAUAUCCCCCUGAUAUCGAUGAGAUGAAAAACGACAGCGCAGUUGAAGGCUCAGCGUUUAGAAUUCUAUGUCCAUUGUUACCAGGAAAUCCUACUAGUCAAACGCUACAAUGGAAAAGUGAAAUAAAUUAUACAAUGGCAACCACUGCGGUGUUGUCAAUUUCAAAUGUGUCUCGAAAUAAUAAUAUGAUGUUCAUUUGCAUUUUGACGUACAAGAUGAAACCUACCGGCAGUGAUACCGAAGAAGUAGGGGAAGUCAGUAAACACUUUUACCUGACAGUCUUUUACAGAACAGUCAUCUCAAAUUUUACCACCAACGAUCUUCAAACCGGCACAGUUGUCGUCAAUUACUACGACACAGUGCAAUUAACAUGUGUUGUUGAUAGCAAUCCCGAUUCAAAUAUAUCAAUUUUGUUCAACGAAACAAUACUUGAACAAAUAGCCAAAAGUAAACGACUUACCUUCAAUAUGAAAAAGGCUGAUUGUUCUAAUGCUGGUGUGUAUACUUGUUUUGGAGGCAACGAAUACAACUAUGGCAACAUGGCUCGUGCUAAUCUGACAGUGUUUGUGAAAUGUGAGUACAACUGUUUUAAUACAAGUCUUCAAAAUAUGUACGUUUCACCACAUGUGUUCGUAUAAAUUUUAUCUAUAUCCUUAAAAGCUGCACAUUUUAUAUUUAUAUUAUUAUUUAUUAAAUUAUAUAUUUGUUAUCAAUUUUUGUAUUUAAAUGCUUGUUUCAGCGUUGCAUCGUG
This is a messenger RNA of Mercenaria mercenaria, 1148 nucleotides long. RefSeq names its product hemicentin-1-like. Gene Ontology annotation, biological process: cell-cell adhesion. The transcript has 4 exons. Gene Ontology annotation, cellular component: cell-cell junction. The coding region runs from base 1 to 1035 and encodes 344 amino acids. Gene Ontology annotation, molecular function: cell adhesion molecule binding. NCBI's taxonomy places the organism in Eukaryota, Metazoa, Mollusca, Bivalvia, Venerida, Veneridae. The record is from RefSeq and is a predicted model, not a curated record.